This is a messenger RNA of Schistocerca serialis cubense, 5809 nucleotides long. Its product is annotated as ribitol 5-phosphate transferase FKRP. Gene Ontology annotation, cellular component: Golgi apparatus. The record is from RefSeq and is a predicted model, not a curated record. Bases 49 to 1602 code for a protein of 517 amino acids. Gene Ontology annotation, biological process: protein O-linked glycosylation via mannose. The transcript has 3 exons. Lineage: Eukaryota; Metazoa; Arthropoda; Insecta; Orthoptera; Acrididae.
UAAGAUGUAGUCAACAAAGUUGUAUAUGCCCCCUCAAGCGACGGGAUUAUGCGAAUGAAAUUAGCUAGAAUUGUGACUUUUUUUGUAGUGAUCUUGAACGUAAUAGUGCUAUUUUGUAUAUGGAAAUUAUUAUCGACGCUUGACAGAGGACUUUAUGAUUUUAAUCAAAAAACUGAUCUCCCUCCAAAGUCUACCAAUAUAUUUUCAGACGAUAGUAUUGUCACUUUAGUAAUACGAAGAUUCGAAAAUUUUGACAACGAUAUUGUUGGAACUGUUGAAUCGUUUCUACAUCUUUUUCCAAAUCUCAAGGUGGUUGUCAUUAGCGACGUUCUUCCUUAUCCACCCUUCGAUUUCCGGCACUUUAAUCUCUCAUCGAAAGUAAAGUUGCUGGAUUUGGAACUAAGAUUAACUGACAAAUUUGGUGGAAGAAACCCUUUGCUACAAAUUGACACAAAGUAUGUUCUCUUCGCCCCGGAUUCAACGCGCUUCAAAAGUAAGAGGACAUUGUCCAGACUUAUUCAAGAACUUAAAAGUGGUAUCUACAAAGUAUCUGCGGCGUCAUUCUCGUCAAGGAAACCCGCAGAAUGUUUGAAAGUAAGAGUAAAUGUGCGGCAGUGGUAUAUUCACUAUGCACCGUCAACAGACAACGUAUGUGAAGCAGUUACCGGUAAGCACGUAUUGUUGAUCGACAGGCAGUUGCUCGAAAAUCUGCCAGCACCGUUCUUGCUUCCAUUUCCCGAGGCGCUGUACAUCCAGUCUUCUGCCAGGAACGUAAAGGUGAAACUCAUACAUGGAGAGACUGUCACUGAUGGCAAACCACUCUUUAGGAGUCAGCAUUUAUUGCAGAAGGUUGAACAAUUGGAAGCUGCAAGGCGCCAGCAGAUGUUUCGACAGUUUGGUAUAAAACAGGUGAUUCGUGAAACUGGUGUGACGGAGUGGUAUGGAUGUACUCGUGAAACGCCUCGCUGCUUUGGCACAGUUGUCAAUGAUAUGCCAGAAUACUUGUGGCAAGGUCGUUGGACACCCCCCUGCUGCCUGGCCGGCUUACGUCGUACUGCACACCACGUUUUCAAACGUCUUGAACAAGACGGUGUACGUUACUGGUUAGAAGGUGGAACUUUGCUUGGUGCUAUGCGUUCUGGUGAUAUAUUGCCAUGGGAUUAUGAUGUUGACAUUGGAGUGUUGCGUGAUGACUUGCACCUUAGUCCAUGGCUAUCAGGUGCACGUUUGCAGCCAGUUAUUGAUGAAGAUGGCUUUGUGUGGGAGAAAGCACGUGAAGGAGACUUCUUCAGAGUACAGUAUAGCCCUGUCAAUCAUUUGCAUGUAGAUAUCUUCCCUUUCUACUCAAAAAAUGGAACGAUGACGAAAGAUACUUGGUUUCCCACUCACAGGCAAGACAGAGAAUUCCCUGAACAUUUCUUGAAGCCACUUUCGACAAUUGAAUUUAUUGGGCGUAAGGUGUCUGCCCCAAAUAACAUAAGGGAUUUUCUAGAAUUAAAAUUUGGGAAAGGAGCUGUGGAAAACCCGGAAUACCCUGAUCCAAAGCGGCUAAAGUUUUCACUUAAUGAAGAACAAAAUUACUUAACAGUUCCAGAAAACUGACUGAAAGCUCCUAUUCAUUUCCAGAUUAUAUGUUCUGUAUUAAUAAUUAGAACAAUGUGUCCUACAUUUUGCACAAAGCUGGAAAAGCUCAUACUUAAAGUAAAAGGACUAUGCUCUUUGCUGAAAGUGUGUUGCAGUGUCUUUGUUCCAGUAUGAAACAAACUGUGAUAAAUAUCUUGCAGUAUUACUUUUUCUCUUCACUUAGGAGAAGGGAGGUGAAUGUUUGUUAUAUGUAUAUUUAAUAAUGUUAGCUACUAUGUAUGUAACAAGUUAACAAGUACCCUUUCCAUCAGUAUUAAUUCUUUGAAUUUUUAAAUGUCGAUAAUUAAGUAGCUGCUAAAACUAUACAUCAUAUUACCUUAUACAAUUCCCUUACUCAAGCUAUUUGAAUUUAUAUUUUGUUAUGAGAGAAAUUCACUAAAGUGAAUAAAAUUAAAUUAUUUUGUGAAAGCUACAUGGGACAAAACUUCAGAUAUUUUAAUUUUUGUAGAAUUCCAUACUCUAGUUCCUCCAUUGGUUUGGAUCUAGAAUGAAAGAGGUCUUUUUUUAAUCUGUAGUUUUACUUUCAAAUGUUGAUGCAGUGGGUUGGGUCAUCUAUUUUUUGAAACUUUUGCUCCUAACCACCCCCCAACCCUUAGCUCCUCUCUCAGUUUAAUCUUCACUGCUUUGUAAUUUACUAUUUUUAUAGCACAUAGAAUUGACAUGUGGUGCUCAUUUCUAAGUUUCAAGGAUCCAGUAGUUUCAACUUUUUUGCUCAGUUUUUCUCUGAACUUAAUCUCUGCAAAAUUUUUGCAUAUGUUUAAAAAAAGGGCAAGUCACAUCAUUGUUUUGAUCUUAAAUUAAAUUUGAGAUCACUCCAUACCUGCCUGGGCGAGUCGGCUCAUAAAUUAGAGGAAAGUAGGCAUUUUGUUUAUAUACUGGCAACUGUACAUGGGCAUCUACUAAAAUGGAUUGACUGUAUAGGAACAUAUGUAUUAUUUACAUGUUUUCACAUUAGCACUGAUGCCCACAAAGUACGAUGACCACAGAUUACAGUCUUACAUGUUGGUUCCUUAUUGAUCCUUGAAAGUUACCCACAUUAACAUUUGUGAAAAUGUAAUUGUAUAUAGUAAAUCACUAUCAGUCGUGUUCCAUACACACUUAAACACUGAAAAGAGAAUAGUGGUUUUUGUUAAAGAUGUGAAACUCCGUAUUUUAUGAGGAAUGUUAUCUCCUACUGAAGUUUGUUGCACCUUUUUACUCCUCUAGAAUUAAGAUGUCAGAUUCCAUUACUUUUGUUUUCUUUCUUUUGCUUUUGUGUGUGAUGAUAGUUGAUAGUUAGAAUCUGUUUUAAAACACUUAUAAUUCCCAUUGUAUGCACAAUACAGGCAAGUUACACAUUUCGAAGAAGAAGAAUUAACUCCUCAAGAAGUAAUUUGUCACUUUGUUAUUUUGCAAACUGCUCAUAUUUUAAGUUCAGGCCUGUCUUGAAGAUUUGAUUGCCAGUUGCCCCCACUGAGAUAUUUUAUAAUUUUUGACUGAACGGUAGUAGGCGAGGUAGGUACAUCAGUGCAUUACAUUCAUUGUACAAACGUUUGUCGCUGCAUCGUCUGUAUGUGGAUGACUGGCAAGCUCCUGUGGAGGCCCUUUCACCCGCAUAUGGGUGACACUCUCCUUUUUCAAGUUACAGUUUUUGCAGUUGGAAUUUUCAAAGGAAUGUAAUGGAGUAAGCACUGAAAUGUAACUAUAGGAUAUACAACAUAAAUAUACAAACAAUAUACCUACUCAUAAUACUAUACGUUUUGUUCAUUUAUAUUUAGGAUAACAUAUUACAUUAUAGUAUGUUGUACGGUGUUCAUUAAAACAUGCUAAACAGAUUUGAGGUGAUUUUGGACUAUUGUAAUAAUAGUUUUUUUUUUCCCAUUCGGUAGUUUGCCUCUUCUAGUAACAUAGGGUGCACUUUCUUCAUGUAGGCUUGUCCUGCUGAUUGUUAUGAAUCUCUAACUGGUGCACCACAUUCCUUGUUUUAUUUCUUUUACUGUCAGGCAUAGCAUUUUCUGUGAACAACCAUUUGGUAACGAUUUUCCUGAAAUUUUCUUAUGCCUAGUUUUGUAUUUGUGGCUCUCUGGUACACAAAGCGAGCAUUUACUGUAUUUGUUCCUAAAAGCAUAUGCAGUGCUAAUUUCUGAUACCACUUGAUAACCUUCCUUAUCACUGUGGCAUAUGACAAUUUGGUCACUUCCGUCAGUGCCAGGUUUUCCAUUAGUAUAUGCUAGUAUCACCAAAGGCUGUUUCGGAGGACGACCUCGAGGGUGACAUUGUAAUAGGUGCAUGUUUUGUUGAUAACAUAUUAAAAUUGUCAACAUCUCUCCCUUUUAGCACCACAAUACCAUUAUCAUAUUUUGCUAUCAUUUCAUCUAUCUUCAAUGGGUAUGACAUUACAAAACGUAGCAUAAACCUUUUGUUGUACUGUGCAGUUCCAGUGAUUUGAAUUUUGAAUUUUAGACAUUUGACUAUUAAUUCAUCACGCUUGUAAAAGUUACCAACAAAACUCUUCCUUUAUUUAGCAAUUUAUCUGUGAGUUCACUGCAAGCGUUUUCAGCUGUGCCAUCUUGCUUUCUUCCACUGGUGUCUCAUCAAGAGUAUACUUUCGCACACUGUGUAUACCCUUCACGGGGCACUGUUUGAAAAGUUUUACAGCAUACUUACGCAAUUUUGUUGGUAUGUACUGCCUGAACUUCAGUCAUUCGCUUCAAGGAACCAUGGCCUCAUCAACUACAAUAUCUUCAACUGGUGAAAAGACUUUCUCUGUCAACAUGUUUAGGAAUGGUAAAACUUUUCUAAGUCUGAUACUCUCAUCUUUAGUUUCAUUAUUUGUGAAAUGCGAGUUUGCUAACAGUAAUUCAAAACGAUUACCGAACAUCCUGCUGCAAGGAAAUGAAAAGUUGUAAAUAGGGUCCGUUGACCAACAUCUUACGAACGGUGCCUGUACUAGAUCAAUCCAAAUAAUCAGUCCUAUGAAAUUUGUAAUUUCCUCAGUCUGUUCAGUUGAUCAUAUUUAGUCAUUUUAGUUUGUGCUCUGCUUAUUUAUUAGUCUCUUUGACUAAAAGGCUUAUCACUUUGUCAUCUAAGAAUAGCAAAAGCACUUCACCUAAGCUAAUGUCACUUGUUGUUGUUGUUGUUGUUGUUGUUGUUGUUGUGGUCUUCAGUCCUGAGACUGGUUUGAUGCAUGUCACAUAGCAUAUCCAAUCAGAAGCCCAUCUUUUCCAGUGAACUUAUAUAACUAUUGCCUGUUAAUGAAUUUGUUCCAUAGAGCUCAGUUCCUCUUCUUCAUCUGCAGCAAGUUCUUCCAACAUGUCAUUGAGAUCUUCACUAGCAUAUAAUUGCUCCAAAUAAGAAUCUGAACUCGAUGAAAUUCUAUUCAUCACUAUUUAUCUAUAAUGCACUACUAUGUCAUCACUACUUUCCUCACUUUGACUCAGUCUUUUAUGCUGUCCAGGGUACUUGAAGACACAAAGGUCACUGGUGUGUGUCUCACAGUAUGCCUCUUGACUCGAUGACAAAUCUACAGUGAGAUCACAGGCAGGCCUUUGGCCAAAGCAUUUAUUGCUUCCCACAUUUUGGAACUGAGAACUUCGUUCUUUGUAAUGAAUCAAGGGCUGUGGGGCAUUAGGUCACCAGUGACUUACUGCCCUAUUUGAGUUACAUCGUUACUAUUCCCACUAAUCGCUUUGUUUACUUUCCAGCAUUCCAACAGUUGGCUUUCGGCCGUGCGCGAAACUAAACUGAAUUGCGCCAGGCAACGAAUGUGGUAAACUGGAGUUUAUGUAGGUGUAAUAUGCAGCCAGUCACUUUUUGAAUUUGAUUUGUUGUCUUGUACCAUUAAUAACAAUAAUGGAAAUUCCUGGAUGGAAAAAUACAUAAAAUAGGGGAAAGGCAACAAUUUACCUAUGAGUACUGUGGGCCAUGCUUGAGAAAUAAUGUAAUAGAAAACAUUAAACACUAACUUUCAAGCUCUUGCCCUUUUUCUAGUAGGAAUACACACAUUCACACACACCAACUUUUAAUGUGUGUACUCAUACUAGAUAAGAGCAAGUGUGUGAAAGCUAGUGUUAAGCAUUUUCUGUUACACCUAUCUGUGUGCCACAUAACAAUCCUCUGUAGAUAAGUGGUUGCCUUUCCCUUAUUCAUUUACUGUCCAGUCUUAUUUAAUUUGAAAGUACAAAUC